AGUUUAACUGUUUACAUUCCGGUUCUCCAGCUUCAAAUCCUUGUUCUUCAGGGUUUCUGGACGAGAUUCUAAUCCAAGCUGAGCUCCUGGUUGCAGUGUGACAUUUCUUUCAGUGGAUCAGGUGAAGGAUCAGAGUCCUGCUGCCAGCGCUGCUGUCCAGAGGAGAGAAAACACGUUGGUUAGUCCUUAUCAGACCACCGCUGUGUGACACACUGGACCAGGUUGAUGCUGCGCUGCUCCAGAUACAGCAGCAGGGCCAUGGCAGCCUCCUGGACGUUCACACAGCAGCCACGAUUCUGCUUCAUCAUCGGUGUUUCUACCGUUUUCCUUCUUCUGCUCGUCAGCCGAGAUUUCAGACUCAGACAGCAGCAGCAGAGGCACAAAAGAAACGUUCUGGAAUCUACAGAACUCCCAGCAGAGCACAUCGACCCGGCCGCCAUCGAUCUCACUCCGCUCGUCAAUACUUUAAUAAAUUCAAGCCAAUCGGGCUCUCGGCAGCUUUUCUCUCUGCUCAGCGUGACGUCUUACAGCUCUCUGGCUCUGCACAAACUCACCCUGUUGGUCUACAACAUUUCCAGUAUCAGAAGUAUAGAAAGCAACAAGUUCAGGAGAAGAUUCUGCUACUGUGUCACCAACGAAACCAACGAUUUGACCGACUUUACUGCCAUUCUGCUGGACGUGAUGGGAAACUCUAGCAGUUAUCUGCACGAGCUCUUUAAAUCUGCCUCCAUACUGUCAGUAAGCCAGAGGAAUAACUCAGACUGUAUUUACAUCUGUGUGAUGGCAGGAAAAAUGGGCAGAGAGGUUCCUGAACUCUGGCAGUUGGACUCCAUCACUCCACUGUUCAACCAGACCAUCGUAGAAGGACCACACAGAGUCGCCAACGUCUCGUCCUUCAGACUGCCGCUUGAAUGGCACCAACUGCCCACAAAUCUGAGUCACUCGUCUCCAUCUGGGAUGAGCUCCAUGUUGACCAGCAGAGUCCAUUCCACGGCACAUGCUUCACCAGCAACUCCGGACGAGGCGGCUCUGACAACAGAAAAAGUUGUUGCCGUUCAGCCACUCACAACGCCUCGACAACCUGCGACCUUUGAGCCACAAAGUCUAACUACAGUCGAGAGGUCGGAGACGACGAAAGCUGCGACGACUGUAGAAUUAACGGCACAAAGAGCAACAAUGUCAACGGUGGCAAUAUCCAAGACAGAAACUACAGAAACCUCAAAACAACCAGCGACUACUAUGUCACUAAUGACUGAUGUGGCUUUAACCACGGUACCAGUGCCAUCAACCGCACCAACAACUCAACCAACCAUAGCAACACAACAACCAACCACAGCAACACAACAACAAACCACAGCAACACCUCAACCACCCACAGCAACACAACAACAAACCACAGCAACACCUCAACCACCCACAGCAACACAACAACCAACCACAGCAACACAACAACAAACCACACCAACAACUCAACCAACCGCACCAACAGCUCAACCAACUGCACCAACACCUCGACCAACCACAGCCACACAACAACCAACCACAGCAACACAACAACCAACCACAGCAACACAACAACAAACCACAGCAACACCUCGACCAACCACUGCAACACAACAAACCACAGCAACACCUCAACCACCUACAGAAGCGACUCAACCAACCGUGCCAACAUUUCGAUCAACCACAGCAAUGCUUCCACCAACCACGACAACACAACAACCAAUGACAGCAUUUCUUCAGCCAAUCGCAGCAACAUCUCGAUCAGCCACAGUCCCAUUGGGAUCAACCACACCAAUGCCUCCACCAACCACACCAACGUCUCGACCAACCACCCCAACGCCUCCACCAACCACACCAACGUCUCGACCAACCACACCAACGCCUCGACCAACCACACCAACGCCUCGACCAACCACACCAACACCUCGACCCACUUCAGUGCCACCCAGAGUCACAACCUUCAUCCGACAGACCACAGCUACUGGUACAACAACCCAUCACACGACUUCCACCGUUCAUCCAACAAGAACUUCACCCGUCCGACCCACAGCAGCACCUACGGUUGCCAGAAGGACUACAGGGCCUCUCACCAAGAGAACUACAACUUCCAGCAAGCUCAUGGAAACAGAAAAAGCAGGUUGUCCAUGGAGGAGGCCGGAGCCGAGCGCCGAGUCCGAGUCCGAGUCCGAGUCCGAGUCCGAGUCCGAGUCGGAGGGCAGCAUCACAGUCAGCGCCACCAAGCUGCAGCCCUGCGUCCUGGAGCUCUGCAAGUUCUUCUCCACCUGCCUCUGCAGACCCACAAGCCACAAGACACGCAUGAAAAGGUAUUGCAACGACAGCCACCUCUGGUAUGAAAAACACACUCUGGAGGUGUGUCGGCGGGUCAGGAGAGUCUCCUUCUCCAGAAACCUCAAACAGAGAUGCCUGACAAAGAUGUGCAACAAACUGUGACCAGGAGGAAACAAAGAGCUGUUCAUCAUCACAGGAUGGACUGAAGCUACAAACCACGGCUGAGUGAACUCCUGGAACAUCUGGAGAUCCUGUGGAGACACGAAGGAAACACCCUGAAAGUCUUCACACAAACUUUUGCACCUUUGUCAGGUUUUAACAUUCAUUAAUCUAAAUUUUAGUACAUAUUGGAGAUCAAAAUCUGGAAUCCUGACACCAAAACUGGACUAUUUAUCCUGAAAUCAAAUGAUGACUUUAAGGUUCAGAAAAAAGUCUGGAAACUGGGGGGGAAAUGCAGAAUUUUUGUGUUUUUCUAAUGAAAUUUUUUUAGGUUUUUCUUGUGUCAAUUUAAUAAACAUCUUAAAGAAAACCCAGAAAAUUACUCUGAUGCUCACUGUUGAAACUUAAACACUUUUUUUGAACUUUUGUUUUGUUUUUGUCUUGUUGUCUGUUUUUUCUUUUUUUCUU
Messenger RNA from Amphiprion ocellaris (clown anemonefish), 2919 nucleotides. Its product is annotated as HERV-H LTR-associating protein 1. The transcript is spliced from 15 exons. NCBI's taxonomy places the organism in Eukaryota, Metazoa, Chordata, Actinopteri, Pomacentridae. The coding region runs from base 226 to 2454 and encodes 742 amino acids. The record is from RefSeq and is a predicted model, not a curated record.